Mytilus californianus (California mussel) is the source of this 3456-nucleotide messenger RNA. RefSeq lists its product as uncharacterized. The record is from RefSeq and is a predicted model, not a curated record. Bases 82 to 1752 code for a protein of 556 amino acids. The transcript has 2 exons. Gene Ontology annotation, molecular function: protein binding; zinc ion binding. Lineage: Eukaryota; Metazoa; Mollusca; Bivalvia; Mytilida; Mytilidae.
UAGCAUAUAUACUUCCCUGUUGACCGACUUCAUUUUAAUAUUGGUCUCGGGUGUUUCUCUUAAACGUAAGCCUUUGCAAGGAUGGCAUCUUCUACUGGAAGGUUGUGUGGUCCAUGUGAAGCAAGACAUACAACUACGACUGCUAUUAGCUGGUGUAUAGACUGUGAUGAUGGGCUAUGUUCUUCAUGUUUAGAGGACCACAAAGUCAACAAAGCAAGUAAGACACACCAGACCAUUCCAGUAAGUCAGUACGUAGAAAUAGAAUCGGUUUCUUCACUUAUUAAGCAAGAAUGUGAAGAACAUGAUCAGAGACUAACCUUUUAUUGCCUUGAUCAUUACCUCACAGCUUGUGCCCUAUGUGUACUAGAAAAACAUAAACAAUGCACCAGACUAAAACCUAUCGAUGAACUUGCCCGUCAUGCUAAGACGUCGACAGAACUGUUUGACAUUGAAAGAGGGAUCAAGGAGCUGGAUAAAACUGUAGAUGAACUACAAAAUCACCGACAAAGAAACAUUGAUACAAUAAGAGACCAACGAAAAACCAUUUCAACGGAGAUAAAAUCUUUUCGAAAACAGAUAAACAAGCAUCUAGAUAAUUUAGAAUCGGAUUUGUUAAAGAAGUUAGAAUCUAAAAGCGACCAAAAUAUAUCCGAAGUAAACAUGCUUUUAGCAAAAUUGAAGGGAAGAGGAGCAAAAAUAAAGAGUCUUGGAAAAACAAUCCAUCAGUUAAAAGAAACACUAUCCGAUGUUCAAGUCUUUUUAGCAACAACAAGUCUCGGUGAAAAGUUGCAAAAAGAACAAAAUUGGGUUUCAACGUUAUGUAACCAGAAUGCCGCUAAAGAGUCUGUACUAGAACUAUCUACUGAUCCACAACUGAACAAUUUGUUAUCCGACGUGACAUAUUUUGGCACAAUACAUGUUGUAAGAAAUCCAUGUCAGAUUAAGACAGGAGCAUGGGAGCAGCCAAGAGCACAGCUACAUGUUCCGAUAACUGCAGUGAGAGACAUCGAUCAGACAGAACUGGAAUUAAUCCGCGAGAUUUCGUUUGAGGACGGUUCAGAGUUAAGAGAUUGCGUCAUUGUCAAUGAUGGUAGAAUGGUUUUUGCAGAUUUCCAGAGAAAUAAAGUAUUAGUUUAUACUCGUGAUGGACAGUUGUCGAAGUCCAUCAUUGUCGACAAGUCUCCUUUCGGAUUGGCUUUGAUAAACCCUCAUACUGUGGCCGUUACAUGUGUAGAAGAUAAAACAAUAAACAUUGUGAAUAUUGAUGAAAGUGUUGCGAAGCAGAAGAUAAAUGUAGGAAAACCUUGCUCUUGGUUAUCUUUCAACAAUGCAAAACUGUAUGCCCUCGUUACAAACACAGGAAUAAUGGAGUUUGAUUUAGGAGGAAAUCUUAUCAAAAUAAUACCAGUAAAUGUUCUAAGUAAUGACGGUUAUUUAUCAUCUUAUAAAGAUAGAUUUUGUUAUACAUGUUAUAAUUCAUUAUUGACAUGCUGCGAUAGUAAUGGAAAAACAAUCUGGGAGUCGAAAAUUGCUGAUUCAGGUGUAGCAGUUGACAAUUAUGGAAAUUAUUUCGCUGCAAAGUACUUCGAUCGCACAUUGCACGUAGUAUCAGCCGACGGAAAAACAACAAAACAACUUCUGACCAUGGAAAAUUGGAAAGAUUGUCUUGAAGGUGUCUCCUUUGACAAAAACAGCAGUACAUUACUUGUAGCAUGUACUUCAGGGACUGCAAGGCUUUAUCGUGUGAAGUAAAAAAUGAAAUGCAAUGUAUGUUUACCGGAUCCAAAAUUUUCCAUUCGUUUAAUGUGUUUGAGCUUUUGACUUUCCGUUUUGAAUUUUCCUUUGAGUUCGGUAUUUUUGUUAUUUUACUUUUUUCUAUAAUUUAAUAUAAGCAAGUCCUUACAAAAAGUACAGUUAGUGGAUUUGACAAUUUUAAAAUGGAAAUGGAAUUGUAAUACAAUAUCAAUUUUUAUGUAAAGAUGAAUUAACGGAUAUGUGAAUAUACAUCGAUCAGAUAUCAACCAAACCAUACAAACAACAAGAACGAAACUAAACAUCUAGGAGUGGCCAAUAUCUGGUUUUAACAAUAGACAUCUGUGUAUAUAUAUUUGUGCGAUUCCGACGCAUACAAUUUUUAUAGUGUAUUUUCAAUUUGUUUAUCCUUGUAUGUAUUAUUUAAUUAAUUAGUAUUUUAUCAGGAAAGUGUGUAAAUGUAAUUAUGUUUUACUUACUUUCUAUCAUCUGCAACUACUUUCUUUUCCGUCUUUCUUAGAAUUAUUUGCAAUAUUAUAGAAAAUGGAAACGGGGAAGACGACAACCUUACCAAAGAGCAGAAAACUGCCUAAGGCCACCAAUGUGUCCUCAACGCAGCGAGAUAAUCCUGCACUCGCAGGCGGGCGUCAUCUGGCCACCCAUAGAAAUGUAUAUUAAAUGGUAUUAAAUUGGUAAAUUCAACAACACGUACCGUUAUCUUGAUGAUAUUUUUUUGUUAAAUUAUCAAAAAUUCUCGAAAUAUACUGCCGAAAUUUACCCAAAGGAACUUACUUUAAAUCAAACAAAUGUUAACAGCAAUAGCUGUCAUUUCCUGGAUUUAGAUUUUUUAGUUUUACACGAUAAACUCUACACAAACAUUUACGACAAAAGGGACAAUUUUUCUUUCCCUAUUAUUAAUUUUCUUUUUAGGACGGUAGUGUUCCUUUGACAUCGUACCCCAUCUUACUGUGUUUAUAUAUCCUAACUCGUUCCCUAUGCCGUGUCUGUAGUGACGUUUUGGAUUUCAAUAAACGUUAUCUAUGUAUUAAUGGUUAAUGAGGUCAGGUGCUUCGUUAUCACAAAUUACUAAAAUUCUUUACUAAAUUCUCCCAUAGAUAUAACUAUGUGAUUAGUAAGUACCUGUAGAAAACGUAUUUCAAACAGAAUAGCACAUCCUAAAUUUUUACAGUGAUUUUGAAUUGCUUACCGAGUCCGGAAAUUUAGAUACGAUCCGGCUAAACUUAUCAAUCCUUUAAACAUGUUAAAUAAACUUAUUCUAAAAAAUCAAUACUGUAGAUAGAUCUUUGUUUUUAUUGGUAUGAAUAUUGAUGUUGCUCUCAGUUAAUCAAAAUCUUGCUUAAUAUUAUUGUUAUACGCAUAUGCAAAUUCACAGUUCUACAAUCUGUCAAUACUUAUAUUUUGGCAUUGCACAAGGUCAUGAUUUAACUUUGACUGUCAAUGACGUAUUUACACUAAAUUCAUUGGAUGUUGGAUGUGUAAUGAUUGAUACUUGAUGUUAUUGGCUUUGAACUAGAUAUCAGUAACUGCUAGUACUCACAUAUCAGUAACUUGUGUCUUUUUUGUUGUGAGGGAUGUAUAAAUUCCCUGACACGUCCGGUCUGCGUGUUUGUUAGAUGUUUUUUAUGCUUUGUAUCGAUCUGAUGAGUUAAGUCCUUUCCAACAGAUUUUUAUAGUUUGUUAGUA